This is a messenger RNA of Loxodonta africana (African savanna elephant), 5632 nucleotides long. It is a transcript of the gene ZBTB5, whose product is annotated as zinc finger and BTB domain containing 5. The transcript has 2 exons. Lineage: Eukaryota; Metazoa; Chordata; Mammalia; Proboscidea; Elephantidae. Gene Ontology annotation, molecular function: DNA-binding transcription repressor activity, RNA polymerase II-specific; protein binding. Gene Ontology annotation, cellular component: nucleus. Gene Ontology annotation, biological process: regulation of transcription by RNA polymerase II. The record is from RefSeq and is a predicted model, not a curated record. The coding region runs from base 135 to 2165 and encodes 676 amino acids.
GAACGGGGAGGAAAUCCCAUCACCGAGUCGCCAGCCUGGACGUUCCCACCUCCUCCGACACUGUCGGGUCCGAUUGGAGAGGGGUCACCGCCUCCUCCGGCGGUGGAGAAGGGGGCGGAGCCCGGCUCAGGAUCAUGGAUUUUCCUGGACACUUUGAACAGAUCUUUCAGCAACUGAACUACCAGAGACUUCAUGGCCAGCUCUGUGAUUGCGUCAUUGUAGUGGGGAAUAGACAUUUUAAAGCCCACCGCUCUGUGCUGGCAGCAUGCAGCACGCAUUUCCGAGCCCUGUUCUCAGUGGCAGAGGGAGAUCAGACCAUGAACAUGAUCCAGCUGGAUAGCGAGGUGGUGACAGCGGAGGCCUUUGCCGCACUGAUUGACAUGAUGUAUACCUCCACCCUCAUGCUGGGGGAGAGCAAUGUUAUGGAUGUCUUAUUGGCAGCCUCUCACCUGCAUCUGAACUCUGUUGUUAAGGCAUGUAAACAUUACCUAACGACAAGGACGCUGCCCAUGUCUCCCCCCAGCGAGCGCGUUCAGGAGCAGAGUGCCCGCAUGCAGCGCUCCUUCAUGCUACAGCAGCUGGGACUCAGCAUCGUGAGCUCGGCCCUCCAUUCCAGCCAGAGCGGCGAGGAGCAGCCGGCACCUCUGAGCUCCUCGAUGUGCAGUACCCUGGACCAGCGGACGCCCUUCCCCAUGAGACGCCUUCAUAAGCGCAAGCAGUCUGCAGAGGAGCGAGCCCGACAGCGCCUUCGACCCUCCAUGGAUGAGUCUGCCAUUUCAGACGUUACCCCAGAAAAUGGACCAUCGGGGGUUCAUUCUCGGGAGGAGUUCUUUUCACCAGAUUCUCUGAAAAUUGUGGAUAACCCUAAGGCCGACGGCAUGACCGACAGCCAGGAAGACAAUACCAUCAUGUUUGACCCAUCUUUUGGUGCUCAGGAAGAUGCCCAGGUGCCUAGCCAGUCCGACAACAGUGCUGGCAACAUGGCACAGUUGUCCAUGGCCUCUCGGGCAACUCAGGUGGAGACUAGUUUUGAGCAGGAAGCUGCAGCUGAGAAAAGUGAUUUCCAGUGUGAAAAUCCUGAGGUCAGCCUUGGUGAGAAGGAGCACAUGAGAGUGGUGGUGAAAUCGGAGCCCCUGAGCUCUCCCGAGCCUCAGGAUGAAGUGAGCGAUGUGACCUCACAAGCAGAAGGCAGUGAGUCUGUGGAAGUGGAAGGAGUUGUGGUCAGUGCUAAGAUAGACCUCAGCCCUGAAAGCAGUGAUCGAAGUUUUUCAGAUCCCCAGUCUAGCACUGACAGGGUAGGUGACAUCCAUAUAUUGGAAGUCACAAAUAACCUAGAACAUAAGUCUACUUUCAGCAUUUCAAAUUUUCUUAACAAGGGCAGAGGCGGUAACUUUAGCACAAACCAGAACAAUGAUGAUAACAUCCCAAACACCACUAGCGACUGCAGGCUGGAGGGUGAUGCCUCUUAUUUGUUGAGUCCAGAGGCUGGGCCUGCAGGCGGGCCCUCCUCGGCCCCUGGCUCUCAUGUAGAGAACCCAUUUAGUGAGCCUACAGACUCGCAUUUUGUUAGACCUAUGCAGGAAGUGAUGGGUCUGCCGUGCGUGCAGACUUCAGGCUACCAAGGGGGAGAACAGUUUGGGAUGGAUUUUUCGAGGUCUGGUUUGGGCCUCCACUCCUCCUUCUCCAGGGUAAUGAUGGGCUCCCCAAGAGGAGGAGCCAGUAACUUUCCAUAUUACCGCCGCAUAGCUCCGAAAAUGCCAGUUGUAACUUCCGUCAGGAGCUCACAGAUCCCUGAAAACUCUGCCAGUUCCCAGUUAAUGAUGAAUGGGGCCACGUCCUCAUUUGAAAAUGGCCGCCCUUCCCAGCCUGGCCCUCCACAGUUGACCAGGGCCUCUGCUGACGUCCUGUCCAAGUGCAAGAAGGCCUUAUCAGAGCACAAUGUCUUGGUUGUAGAGGGUGCUCGCAAGUAUGCCUGCAAAAUCUGCUGCAAGACUUUUCUGACCUUGACAGAUUGCAAGAAGCAUAUCCGCGUUCACACAGGUGAAAAACCCUACGCCUGCUUAAAGUGUGGCAAGAGGUUUAGCCAGUCCAGCCACCUGUAUAAGCAUUCUAAGACAACCUGCCUCCGCUGGCAGAGCAGCAGUCUCCCGAGCACUUUGCUCUAACCCUGUCAUCUUGAGACAGUGCUGAUGCCAGUGGUAGGACUGCAACUAAAAUCUCUGUUGGUAGAUGGUUAAUGCCGUAGGGUUUGAGCUCCGGGCUGCAGUGUCUCUUGCAAAUUUCGACAACUGGUAUGUGGAGACUAAUAAACGUAGCGCCUGUGUUGCUACAUUUCCAAGUUAAGUACAGGACUUGGUAAAGGGAUGCAAUCCCUGAAACCAGGUUCUUGCUUAGGAUUGACUAAUGCAGUCAUAAAAUAGUUUGAAAUUGAUGUUGUUAAAAGUGGCACAUUUACAAAUUAAAAUCGAAGUGCAAAAAAUUUUUUUUAGCAAUUUUUGUAAAACUCUGUGAAGCAUUUAAUUAAAUUUGCUAUACCCUCUGAUAGGAAUAUUGUAUACCUGUACAGUGAUGCAAAACACACUUAUGUGUAACCAGUGGCAACUUCACGCCUGUCUAAAAGGAAAGCCCUUGAGGACAUGCCUGUCUGCCACAAAUGCUUUAAAUUGUAUCAUGAGCUAGUCUAGGCCUCAGAAAGUACUGUAUUUUUUAUUUUUGUCUGAUUUGCAGUCACAGACACUGCACUUUUAUGGUGCUGACACUGGGUCCAGAGUGAGCAUUCUCUUGGACUAUAAGGUGUAUAUACUUUUGAAUACAUCGCUGUUGGACAGAUGUUUUAACAAUUCUCCUGGAUUUAAAAACAAAGCUGUAAGUGGAGUACGUACUUUGAGGGAGUGACAAGUAAGGUAUCGUUUCUGUAAGUGCUGUUGUAGCAGUAUUUUAACAACCUGUAAGACAGACGUUAAGUUCCAUGUUUGGAAGUCAGAAAAAAAAGUGUUUGUCUUUGUUCUGAUGACGUGGAGUCAUGUUUUGUGGGAUCUUUCAUGGCACACUUACCCUUUGCUCCAGCUACAUGUUGGGGCCAGUCCCAUCUGACACAUCUCAGCCAAGGACCAGCCCGUUCUCUGCUUCUUCUCUUCACACUCCCACGCCCCAUAUGGCAUCUUUCCCAGACACUGUUUUAGUUAUAAACUAACCAAAAAGUGGAAACCCUGGUGGCAUAGUGGUUGUGCUACCACUGCUAACCAGAAAGUUGGCAGUUUGAAUCCACCAGGCGCUCCUUGGAAACUCGGUGGGGCAGUUCUGCCCUGUCCUAUAUAGGGUCACUAUGAGUCGGAAUCGACUCGACGGCAACGGGUUUGGUUUUUUGGUUUUAACAGUGCUAACCCCGCUUUGCCCUGGGUUUUAUUACUGACAUAUGCUUUGAUUUAAAAAUAUAGAUCCUAAACUUUUGUAGUUGUUGCUUCCCCAGUCCAAUACUGAAUGUUUAAAUUUAUUUGAAAUCUAAACGUAGCAGUGUUCAUGAAUAUUUUUAGCUCUGGAAGAGGGCUGACAGCCCAUGGCAUAGAAGUCACCAAGUAGCAUCCAAGACUGUUAGAAGUGGCAUUGGGUCAUUGCCCAGGUCCUCUCUGGGCCCCGCGGCCUCCCUUCCCCAGCCACAUCUUCCUGUCCCGAGACUGCCAUCAGAGCUGUUGGUGGCCCCCAUUCUGGGCUGAGCCUGGCUCCUGCACUUCCAGGGGAACAGCAUAGUUUAGUGCAGCUCAGUAGACUUAUGGAGUCAUAGUUUGAUUCAUGCACGAACGUGAGUUCAUUUUCUUUUUUCUUUAUACAGCCUUUGUAGAGACACCAAACCAUUGUGCAUAAUUCAGAGAAACCCUUCAGUUGGUGUGUUUAGAAGCUAGAUGUGUAUGUGUAGCCUAAAACAAAACUUAGUGUGUGCCCUCUCCUCCAACUGUAGCAUAUGCAGUUACACGUGUCUGUGGAUAAACCCAUAAUGCUCAUAGUGGGGCCUGGCUUCCCCUAAGAACUGCUUUCCAGGGAGGAAAACCAAAAGGGAAGCCUCCGUGAUUCCUCUCCUUUCAAGCAGACAUGGGCAAGAGGCCUGUGGAGGAUACGGGAUCACCUGUGAAACUCAGUUCCGUGUGUGGCUAAUUGUUAGUAAUCAUGUCCUGACUUGAUGUGAGCGGGCUACAUCUAAAAUGGUGGGGACCAGUGUUUUGUGAGGUGCUUCAUCUUGGAGACAGAUGGGUCAACAUGGAGAAUAAGAGAGGUCCUGCUUGGGCCCAGGGAGAGGAACCUGUGACAUCAGAAAGAACAGAGGGCGACCCUCCUUCCCUUCAUCCUCAUGAGGAGGUGUCAGAGCCUGCCCCUCAUCUUAGCCUGAGCUUAAGUGGACUUUGCUUUGGGGGUCUCUCUCACAGAGCUGCUGGAGCCCUGCCUGUCCACUGCUAGAUGGAACCUGGAAUCGCUCAUCUACCUCUUAGUCAGUUUCUACAUGUGAGAAGCAAGCUUGCAGCUAGUACCCUGGUACAUGCUGUAGCUCUUAAAACAUAAUUCAAAGGUUCACUGGAAAACCAGUCGCAGGGUUCCUAUGAUCCAUGGUUUGUACCUGAAUUAUAACUGGUAUUGGAUAACUGAAUUUUGAUUGGUUAGCCUUACUUAUAGCCUGGCAUAAUCAUGUAGACUCUUUUGUGGUGAUCAAAUCAUAAAGUUCUAUCAGGGCAUCCAUGUCAGUGGUGCUAUGCUGGUCAAAAUUUUGAAAUAAAAAGAUUGUCAUAUUCAUGCCUCUAUCUAAAUAUGUCUUCUUUUUCUUUGCUUAGGCUGUUAAGAUUGAACCCAAAAGGGAAAUAGCUGGCCCCACUUUGACCAGUACUUAUUUCCUUAACCAAACCUCCUAGAAAAUACUCUAAUGCUGUGAACUGAUUGAUUCCCCCUGCCUUCUCUGCACUCUUUUUGCCUUUGAGCUGUGCACAUGUGUAAGGUUGCAUUGUCAGCACACCCAGUUUUCAUCCUAGAGGGCUGGCUUAAUCUUGUGUUUUCUGCUGCUCUCUGUACCUGCCUCUCAGGUUUGAAAACUCCACUGUCAGUUUGGCCUGGCUGUUGGGGAAGCUGGAGCCUAAUGUCUUGGGCAUGGAGCAGGGCUUUGGCAAUGGCAAUGCUGGCAGACUGGCCUUAGGGAGGUGGUGAUUAGAAAAAGAUUAUCCAUCUGGGGAGUGGGGAUGGAGGAAGAAGUGGACAAAGGGAACAAAGUGUGUAGAUGCUGAAAUGAAUUUUAAAAUAAAAACUAAGAAACCCACGUAUCUCCAAUUAUUUUUGACAAAAAGAUAACAGAGUAUUGUGACCUCACCUAGUUCUCCUUCUUCCACUUAACUCUCCUUUGCUGUGUGUGCUCUUUAAUUUGUCUGCUGGUCUAGGUAUCAGAUUUAAGUGCCAGGGUUGCAGCUGGGCUGAGGUUGUCCCAUCUUCAGUGAGAGACAAAUGAAGGGAUUUGGGCAGAGAGGAUGAGGGAUAGGGUGGUUUGGACACGUUCUAAUAGUUAAAAUGCAAGGCAGUCACCUAAUGCCCCGAUUGAGAAAAGGUAAGCAGAUAUUCUUUUUGUUAGCUUCCCAGUUCCAGGCCGAGACAGUCUCUCAGA